AUGAACAUCUUUUCGUUCCUUUUCGUGCUUAGCUUGGCACGGAAUGCUUUCGCCGCCGAUGAUACCAACACAAAGUUCACAUACCCCGUGAAACCGGCCGGUCUUGAAGGCCCCACGUUCGAAUCAGGCCAGAAUGUCGUCUUCAACUGGACGACAGAUGCUGACAAGCUUAACUUGCUUCUCUGGACAAACAAGAACACCCGAUCAAUCACGUUAGGAAAGAGCAUCUCGUCCAAGUCCUUCACUUGGACAGUAGACUUUUAUGCCUUUUCGAAGACCGACCCGCCCAGCGACACGUACUAUUUCCUUGGGCUUUUUGUUGAUGGCUCGACGAGCACUUCGGCUCAAUCUUCAAGAUUCUUCAUCACACUACCUGAUGGGAGUGAAUCCGGGUCCACUUCAACUUCCACACUCCUCACUCCUUCGCCAACUAGUGAUUCGGCAACCACAACUUCAUCGGAGAGCUCUUCAGCAACGGCGGCAAGUGUUACUUCGACACCCGGGUCCGGUACUGAAGGUCUCGGCGCAGGUGCCAUAGCUGGUAUCGUUAUUGGGGCCAUUCUGGGAGUAGGCUUAUCCGUUUGUGCAGGAAUUCUACUGGCGAGGAGGAGAUAUCGGGGGAAUAGGGAUCUUGGUGAUCAAGGGAAUAGUCAGGGAGAAAUCCAAGUUUCACCAAAGAUCGCUGCGGACGCCAAAUACCAUUCUCCUCCUGUGCAAGAGGCACCCGGAGACGGGAACGUUUCUCGGUCACCGCCACCAGUUGAGCUUGGAUAG
Messenger RNA from Colletotrichum paranaense, 774 nucleotides. RefSeq lists its product as uncharacterized. The record is from RefSeq and is a predicted model, not a curated record. The transcript is spliced from 2 exons. NCBI's taxonomy places the organism in Eukaryota, Fungi, Ascomycota, Sordariomycetes, Glomerellales, Glomerellaceae. Bases 1 to 774 code for a protein of 257 amino acids.